AUGCUCACCAAGUUCGAGGCGCGUUCGUCCCGCGUGAAAGCGGUUGCGCUACACAACAGCGCCACGUGGGUUCUCUGCGGAUUGCACAACGGUGCUGUGCAGAUUUGGGACUAUCGUAUGAGCACAUGUGUCGACACGUACACAGAGCAUGUUGGCGCAGUGCGCGGCGCGGACUUCCAUGUGAACCAGCCUCUCUUUGUCACCGGCGGCGAUGACUACACAGUGAAGGUGUGGAACUACAAGCUGCGGCGCUGCCUCUUCACGAUGACAGGACAUAUGGACUAUGUUCGCACCACUUUCUUCCACCACGAACAGCCGUGGAUCGUUUCCUGCUCGGACGACUUCACCAUCCGUAUCUGGAAUUGGCAGAGUCGAAAGAGCAUUGCGUGCUUGCCGGGUCACAAUCACUAUGUCAUGUGCGCCCAGUUUCACCCGUUCAGCGACCUUGUUGUGUCCGGCAGCCUGGACAAGACAAUCCGAGUGUGGGAUAUCUCGGCGCUGCGACACCGGAAGGAGGAGGCCGGCAUCACGCACGAUCUCCUGGGCACGACGGAUGUUGUGGUGCGGUACGAGUUGGACGGGCACGAGAAGGGUAUCAACUGGGUUGCCUUUCACGCGUGCGGCGACCUGCUACUCUCUGCCGCCGAUGACCGCACAGUGCGCCUGUGGACGAUGUCGGGGACAUCGUGCUACGUCUCUCGCACGUUCACCGGACACACCAGCAACGUGUGCUGCGCCGUCUUUUACAGGAAUGACUAUCUCAUUUCCUGUGCAGAAGACCGCACAAUUCGCGUGGUGCACAUGUCCUCCGGCGUGACGGUGCAGACGUUCCGUCGCGAGGUGGAGCGCUACUGGAUCAUGGCAAGCGACUCGACGCGCAACCUCAUCGCCAUUGGCCAUGACGCGGGUCUGCAGGUCUUCAAGCUCACUCGGGAGCGGCCCGCCUUUGCGAUCCACAACACGACGCAACUGUACUACACAUGCCAGAACAAACUCCAUAUGUACAACUUCGAGACCGAGGAAGUCACUUCCUCUGCCGUCACCUACCAGUUUUACCCGCCGACGGCGCUCUCGUGCUGUCCGACGACUGGAGGCGUGAUGCUCUCCUACGCUACCGGGGGUCCGCAAGUGGAUUGGAUUCCGAAGCCACUGGCAACAAGGACAUGCAACGUGGAGGCUACCAUGAAAGGCAUCGACGGCGUUUUCUUUGGCGGGCACAAGCUCGCCUACGUGGACGUCAACGGAAAGAUGUGCAUCCAGAAUGUGGCCAAGGCCGGUGGAAAGCCGCAGCAGACCGACGUGUCGUGCAGUCGCAUUUAUCCUGGCCCCGUCGGCUGCGUCCUUUGCCAGAGCAACGACAAGAUCCUCCUGUACCAGGUGGCGCAACACGGCGCGGUGGCCGAGGCGACAGUGUCAGGGGUACGGUACGCUGUGUGGGACAAGGAUUUCUCCAAGGUGGCGCUCAUCGCCAAGAACACGGUGACCAUUAUGACGAAGCGCCUCAAGACUAUCGCGUCGGUUGCCGAGUCGUCGGCCCGCAUUAAAUCCGCCGCCUUCGACGAGACGCGGGACGUUAUGUACUUCACCACAUCCAACCACCUCAAGUACUGCUACCUGCGCAACGGCGAAACGAGCACUAUCAGCACGCUCAAGAACGUCGUCUACCUGGUGCGGGCCGUGGGCGACUCCAUCUACGUCUUGACACGCGACGGUCGCGUUCUGCGCAAGGAGCUGGACAACGUGGAACUGAACUUCAAGCUGAAACUGCAGCAGCAGUCGUACCGCGACCUAAUCCGCAUUAUGCAGCAAGGCAAGCUCAAAGGUCAGGCGCUGGUCGGGUACCUACACAAGCACGGACACUCCGAGAUCGCCUUGCACUUCGUCAGCGACUCGCUCACGCGCUUCAACCUCGCCAUCGAGUGUGGCGCCAUCGACAUUGCCAAGGCGACCGCGAUUGAGCUCAACCAGCCAGCCAUCUGGCGUCGCCUUGCCGACACCGCCACAAACUUCGGUGACAUCCAGCUGGCCCAGUUUGCGAGUGCCAAGGCUGGCAACUACUACGCCUCUGGCCUGCUUGCCCUUCUUACGGGAAACACCGCCUCGGUCGCCAACCUUGUCAACGCCACCCGCGACGACAACUUCAAGCUGCAUUAUAGCAUGUACAUCGACGACGCGAAGCAACGCGUGGACAUCCUCUGCAAGGUUAACCAGCUGCCUCUGGCGUACGUGACGGCGAAGUCGCACGGUUUGGAGGAGAUGGCGGCGCAGGUGCUGCAACGGAUGGAGCCGGAGGUGGCGGCGCGCGUGCAGGCGCAGCGAUUCCAUCCAGCGUCGCAGAGGCGAACGGUUGAACCAGCCACGGAGAACUGGCCUAUGCUGCAGGUGGAGGAGUCCGUGUUUGCGCGACUGCUGAAGGAACCGGGCCAUUUGGACAUCAUCGCCCAACAGGAGCUCGACGAGGACGUCGCCGCCGGCGCUGGCUGGGACGACGACGAGGACGACGACACGCUACUGCCUGGCGUGGGUGCAGACACCGGCGAUGCAGGGGCGCUGGCUGACAGAGAUGAGAUGGGUGGCGGCUGGGACGACGACCUCGACAUUGACGUGUCCGCUGCUCUCCCGGAUACCGGCGGCGCCACUUCCGAUAGCACCGGCUACGUCGUGCCGCGCGAGCGUCCGCCCAUCAUGCAGAUAUGGGCUGACGCCUACACACUUCCUGCUUUCCACGUCGCUGCCGGGUCUUUUGCGAGUGCGCUGCGCCUGCUGCAGCGCCAGAUCGGCUUGGCAGACCCGACACCGCUGAAGCCGUACAUGCUGCAGCUGUGGGCAGCCGUUAACGUGUGCAGGCCUGCACCGAACGGCCUGUGUACGGUGCUCGCCAUGUCCACGCAGCCGCCGGACAGCGAGACGGAGGUGCGCCACGCCCCGGCAUUGCCGGACUUCAUGCCUGUGCUCGCCGAUAAGCUGCGAGUUGGCUACCAGCUGUUCGUUGAGGGCAAGUUUUCAGAGGCGCUGGAUGUCUUCCGCAGCAUUCUGCACCUCUCCGUCAUGACAGUUGUCAAGGAUGACCAGCAAAAGGCAACGCUGCGCGAAAUCAUGGUGAUUGCACCCGAGUACACGCGCGCUCUCGCGCUGCAGCUGCAGCUGCGCACCCUCAACGCCUCCUCUCCGGAGGCGCUGCAGUUGGCGCUGUACUUUACACACUUCCGUCUUCACCGCGCGCACCUGACACUGGCCCUUUCACAAGCGAUGAGCAAGGCGUACAAACAGAAGAACAUCAAGACCGCCGCCGAGGUGGCACGCCGUCUGCUGGAGCAGGACCCACCCCAAAACAAGGCACAGCAGGCCGCCGCUAUUAUCACCGAGGCAGACCGCAACCCCACUAACGCUGUCCAAAUAGACUACGACGAGCGCAACCCGUUCACCCUAUGCUCUGCCACCUACAAGCCCAUGUACAAGGGCGUCGUGACUCCAGUGCGGUGCAGCUACUGCUUGUCGCCGGCUGACCCAUCUUACAAGGGAACCUUGUGCUCCGUGUGCAAGUUAGCCAAGAUUGGCGUCGACAGUGCCGGUCUCGUCAAUCGAAUUUGA
Molecule: messenger RNA, 3591 nt
Organism: Leishmania mexicana MHOM/GT/2001/U1103
Lineage: Eukaryota; Euglenozoa; Kinetoplastea; Trypanosomatida; Trypanosomatidae
Product: putative coatomer alpha subunit
Exons: 1
Coding region: 1-3591 (1196 amino acids)
Biological process (GO): intracellular protein transport; endoplasmic reticulum to Golgi vesicle-mediated transport; intra-Golgi vesicle-mediated transport
Cellular component (GO): COPI vesicle coat
Molecular function (GO): structural molecule activity; protein binding
Source: RefSeq, a predicted model, not a curated record